Molecule: messenger RNA, 1521 nt
Organism: Paramecium primaurelia
Lineage: Eukaryota; Ciliophora; Oligohymenophorea; Peniculida; Parameciidae
Source: the annotation of a GenBank genome assembly
GUAUUAUGUAAGCAGCUCUAAUUCGUUUUGAUAUGGCAGCUAAUGAUGGCAAAGUAAAUGCAGAAUAGGUGAUAAGCAUUCUACAAAGUCUAAAUUAUAAUCCUUAAGAUAUCACUAAGAUAGUGUCUCAGAUUACCGCUGAUAUUGGUAUUUGCAAUCAAUAUUUGAGAUGUCAAAUAAUUUAAAGAGUUAUUAACUCAAAAGGAAGAGCCUAAGUAAGAAAGACUAACAACUUCUUAAAUAAGAUAAAUUGAAGAUGAAUUUAGACAAGCUGUCAAGUAUGGGAAUGUUGAUAAAGUUCUAUAAUAUUUGAGUAAAUAUUCAAGUCUAUAUACUGAUUAGAUAAAUAUCAAAAUUAGAUUGAUCUAGCAAACAAAAUAGAGCCAUAAAAUAGAUAAAUACCAACUUAUGAUGCAGUAUAAGCACCUGCUGAAUAUUAAGCUUAUUUAAUUCUCAAAACACUUUAUGAACAUGGAUCUGAUAUUCAUUAUAGAGAUGCUAUGCAAUAAUCUAUUAUGUUUUAUAUAUGUAGAGAUGGAAGAUGUUAAUUAUUCGAUUUUCUUAUUUCUAAAGGAUUGAGUGUUAAUGAAUAAGAUUAAAAUGGUCAGACUCCUAUUUUUUAUGCAGCAAGAGAGAAUAAAGUUGAAAUCUUAUAAAGAUUAAUUUAAAAUGGAGCAAAUGUUAAUCAUAGAGAUAAAAUUUUAGAUUAAACAGCUCUAUUUUAUUCAGCCAAAGAAGGUCAAUUAUAAGCAUGCUAACUUUUGAUUGAUGUAAUUAUUUCUUUUAUGAUUUAAUUUAGGCUGGUUGUAAAAUAAGUCAUCAGGAUGCAACCAAAAAAACAGCUGUUGCUUAUGCAAAAAAAUUUAAUAGAAAAGAAGUCUAUGAUUUGUUAAUUAUAGGUGCUUAGAGAUAGAAAGAUGAGGCUAAUUAAAAAAGAGAUGAUGGUCAUUCAAAAAUAGAAUAAAAGAUAAAUAGAAAGAAAAAUAAAGAUUUACCUAAAUUUUAAUAUAAAUUAAUGCAUAUAGAUGAUAAGGGACUUUCAAAAGAAGUAACUAAUGAAGAUUUUGAAAAGUUUACAUAAGAAUUUCCUGAAAUUGCUAAAUUGAUAAUGAAUCCUGAUGAUAAUAUAGAUGAAACCAUGAUUUCAUCUAUUAAAGAAGAUCAAAUGUGGGAUAAAAUAGCAAAGAAAAUACUUAAUUAACUUUGGAAAUUAAAGCAAAGUGUAUAUUUUUUGGAACCUGUUGAUGUUAAUAGAUACUAAAUUUUAGAUUAUUAUGAUAUUGUUAAAAAUCCAAUGGAUUUCGGAACUAUUAAAGUAUUAAUGAAAUUUAAUAAUAAUAGUAAAAAUUACAAAAUAAUCAAUAUAAAUGUUUUAAAGAAUUUCAUAUUGAUAUACUCUUAGUAUUUGAGAAUUGUGUACUAUAUAAUGGAAUUCAUUCUGAAGUUGGAUAAGCAGGAAUUAAAGUGAAAUAAGAGUAUUUAUUAAUGUUGGAACAAAAUGGAAUUAAUAAGAAUUUAUGA